Molecule: messenger RNA, 2080 nt
Organism: Populus trichocarpa (black cottonwood)
Lineage: Eukaryota; Viridiplantae; Streptophyta; Magnoliopsida; Malpighiales; Salicaceae
Product: probable glycosyltransferase At5g20260
Exons: 4
Coding region: 306-983 (225 amino acids)
Molecular function (GO): glycosyltransferase activity
Source: RefSeq, a predicted model, not a curated record
UAAUGCUCUUUCUUUCACUCUUUCUCCCUAUCCAAGAUUCUCUGUUUGCUUUCUUGCAUGCAAUUCCUUCUCUCUUCUUUUUUGGUGCAGUUCGUGGGUUUUAAAUGCCAAUUUCAGUUCUUAAUAAUUUUUAAUCAAUUUCAGUUCCCUGCUUUAUCUAUCUUUUGCUUUCUCUCGUCUUCUUGCUCCCUUUUAACGCUAGUUUUUGUGUCUUUUUGAAGGGCGAUUUGAUUCAAUAUACAGUUCAAGAUUCGACCGAUGACAUCCAUCACUCAAGAGCAUUUUUCUUGCUGAAUCAUGAAGCAAUGGAGAAGGAUUUUAAGGUCUUUGUGUACCCAGGUGGAAACCCAGGAACAUGUUAUCACUCAACAAAUAACACGCUCAAGAGCAGUCAUGCAAGUGAACAUUACUUCUUCAUGAAUCUGAGAGAUAGUCCGUUUUUGACUAAAAAUCCUCAAGAGGCUCAUCUCUUCUUUAUUCCCAUUUCUUGUCUGCCAUUGAGUGACGAGGAACCUUUACCUGGUUAUAGGGAGAGGGUUAUCAAGAGAUACGUCAAGGGCUUAAUUUCCACAUACCCUUACUGGAAUAGGACUUUAGGUGCUGAUCACUUUUUUGUCAGUUGCCAUAACAUUGGCAGCACGGCUACUAAAGAAAUUCCGUUUCUCCUGAAGAAUGCAAUUCGACUUGUGUGUUCACCAAGUUAUGAUUCCUCCUAUAUUCCACAGAAAGAUGUUGCCCUCCCACAAAUACUGGAGCUCUCUCUACCUCCUGAUGGAGAUGACAUGUGGAACAGGUCAACUGUGGAAUCUCGCCCUCUCCUGCUGUCCCAAGAGAUGAUAAACCCUCCCAGAUCAUGGAAAUGCAGAUUGCAGGAAGAGAAAAGCUUGAAUAUAUUAUGGGCAAAACACAACCACCACAAGAUACUGAUGCUGGUUAUUCAAGAUGGUAUGCAGAAAAUCAAAAAGUUAAAGGAUGGCUGCUAACGUCUAUGUCACCAGACAUCAUGAAAAGAUACAUCCGACUACGCACUGCACGAGAAAUUUGGAAUGCCUUGUCUAAAGCCUUCUACGAUGGAUCAGACAAAUCACAACUCUUUUCACUUAACCAGAAAGCCUUCUCCACAAAACAGAUGGGCUGACCACUGUCAACAUAUUAUGAUGAUCUUAUGGAAAUCUUCCAAGAACUGGAUCAUCGCGACAGAACUGAAAUGAAAGACCCGGAUGAUGUUAUUACUUACAGAAGAUCUGUUGAAAGAUUACGGGUUAAUAUUUUCUUGAAUGGAUUGGAUGCAGAAUUUGAACAAAUCCAAGGGGAAAUUCUUAGAAAAGAUCCGGUACUGGAUCUUGAAGAAGCUCAUGCUUAUGUACGCCGUGAUGUUGUUCGCAGAGCUACUUUAAACAGUGAAGCUGGAGCUGGUCAUGUUGAAUCAUCUGCAAUGAUGGCACGAAGAGGUAAGCCAAGAAUAUACCGAUCAAAUGGCCCUACCAUUGAAAAAAUUCGGACAUCAGAAACUCAGAACAGUAGCUAUGAAAUUGGAAAGGCAAAAUCAGAAUAUGUUUGCACACACUGUGGUGAGACUGGACAUACAAAGAUGAAAUGCUAUGAACUAAUUGGGUAUCCAGAAUGGUGGGAUCCUACUAAAGCACCUCGUAAAUGAAACUCAAAACCAAAUACUCAUGCUUUAGUUGCAGUGGCAGAACAUCCUUCAAUCAAAACAAUGACCAGUCUCACGACUAAGGAAGAAUCUGUGGCAGAACAUCAACUUCCUUCAACACACACAAAGGAAAAAUCUGGUAAAGUCUUUCAUACCUCCACUCUUAGUAGUAGAAAUGAAUGGAUAAUUGAUUCCGGAGCUACUGACCAUAUGACAUUUGACAAAUUGUGGCUUCAAUCUUUUAAACCAUAAGAACAAUAUAUUAUAUCAUCAGCAAAUGGUACCUCAUCGUCUGUUAAUGGGGAAGGUUUUGUCAUCCUUACUGAAAAUAUAAGUCUUGACUCUGUAUUAGUUGUUCCAACUCUUAAUUAUAAUUUACUUUCAAUUGCUCAAAUAACUCUUGCUCUGCAAUGCAUUGUUAUUUUU